AACGUGCUCAGUGAUGUGUUUUACCACCUUUAAUUGUCCAAAAUUCUUAAAUAAAUGAUCAAUAUUUAAAUUUCAUUCAAACGACCAGCGAUAACCGCUUUUGUAAGAAAGAAGUUAUUGAAUUUGCACGCAAUCGUGCACCGCCGAAAGUGACGUUAUUUGUAUCUUUGUAAUUAUCACGCAUAAUUAUCGAGCACGUUUUUGAUAUAAAAGUGCCGGUACGAGCUGCUGUGAGGGUCAUACUACUUUUAAAGACGAAUUAACUAAUGUACACCUCAGUCUGUAGAGUGCAAGGAGCAGUUAUUAAUUCAUGUAAAGAUUGAACAUGAAGAGUUUCUUUCUACUUCUACUGUGCCAGUUAAUUUUAUUUGCUGCUGGCCAACCAUUGAAAUCACCAACUGAUAUCGACGCCACAAGCAGAAAUACCGCACAGAAAAGAGUACAUAGAGCCUUGAAGCCUGACCCUCCAAUCUGCAGUUUCAACCAAUACUUUGACAAAGAGGAGGGACGUUGUUUAGGCGUAACAGGUGGUGGCAGAGUGCUCUACAUAAAUAGCACAAACACGUGUAGCGUCAAAGCGUUGCAGCCUCACUGUACUAACCCUAGAUAUUACUACAUUUGCAAAAAUGACAAAACUAUUUUGGCCGAGUGCAUCCAAGGACAGCAUUUUGAUAGUCGUCUACAAAAAUGUGUCGACGUGAAUCCUGAAGACUUAGUCUCCUCUACUGCUCAACCGAAUCUGGAUACAUUUGAAUCUAUUCAACUUCCCGAAUGCAAGGAACCUGGGCCUUUUCCGGUACCUGAUGACUGCACCUUGUUCUAUACUUGUGAAACAAAUGGUCACAGGAUGUUCCAAAGUAUCUUCAGAUGUCCUAAGGACAUGGCGUAUGAGACAGAAACGAAAAUGUGUGAUUUUUCAUCCAGCUGUAAUGGCACAAACUUGAACAUACCAUUCUGUGCUUCUGUAAUUAACAGAGAGCACCGACAUGUAAAAAAACCUACAAAAGUGACUCAUACUACUGAUACAGCAACUAUUUUUGAUACGAUAAGCACUGAGGAUAGCAUGGAAGAUGUUACGUUAGCGAAUACCGUUUCUGUGACGCCAUAUGAUAAUCCUACAUCCACUUUUCCUUAUAAUGAUUUGUCGUCGACUGAAUUCAAUGCGUUUGUUGACGAGACCAGUUCGACGGAAUCAAAUCACUUGCAUUCUUUAGAUACUACAACAUUUUCGUAUUCAUCAACAAGCGGAGAAUUCUUGCCUACAGAUCAGUUUACAGAAACUUCCACGUUUGUAGGUAGCACACUUGAAACAGAUUUACUUAGUGAAGGAUUGAGCACUGAAAAUGCAGUUACUGAAGUUGUUACAUCUUCAACGUCUAGUAGUGAAGAAAUUUCGACCACUGAAAAUAGCAUGGUUGCAGAAAAAAUUGUGCAGUCAACUACUGAAUUUGUAACAACUUCAACAACUGAUUUCUUAACACCUGAUAAUGCAAAUUUUGAAGUGCAAACAACUGUAAGCACAGAGACAAGCACUUUGGGAUUAGAGAGUUCAACUUCAAUGAAUUCUGAAUUAAAUGAACAAUCUGAUUUGUCUACAACUGAGAAAGAAACAGAUGCAACUGAACAAGUAACAGAACCUAGUGAAAUGGAACAAGAUUUUCCAGAUGUUUUUUUGGCUAUGAAUGAACCAAAUGAUACAAAUUCCGAAUCUGUUACUUCUACUUCUACUGAAGUUGGUUCUACUUCAAGUGAAGUAGAUGUUACAACUCAGUCUGUCAGUGAAGAAACAAGUCCUGAGCAUACUACUGUUUCAGCUGACUAUAGUCCAGAGACUACAGUAACUGAUAAACAAGACUUCAAUGAGAGCACAACUGAAGAAAUUACAGAAGACCCCAUGCUUCUAUUAAAUAAUGAAUUGUCAAGGUUAACCACUGCAAACUCGAAUGAAAAUGAAAACAGUACUAUAUUAUCCACAACAAGUUCUUAUGAUGCAAAUACAGAAUAUUUAAAAAAUGACAUGAAUAAUCAAAGUGCUGUAACUAAAGCACCUGAUAAUGCGAACAUAAAUGCAGACGAUAAAUCAUUUGAACAAGACAAACUGUCAACCACAACGCCAUCGGCUAAUAAUAUUCAGAACUCAGAAAAUGUAUCGAAUGCACCUACGUUGCGGACGGUAUCAGAUUCUAAAAGACCUGAAAUCAAUUCCGACUCGCUUAAUAAGCAAUUGCAUUCUUUAGUGCCAGAUAAACAAAACGCAGCGUCGAAGGAAAAUGAUAUACCAAAAUAUGAAUCUGCAACUAUGCCAAACAUGAUGCCUUCUACAGGGAGAGUAUCAACAGACGUUAUAUUACCAAUUAUGUCAGCAGUAUUUCGUAUCAUUGAUAUGAUUGAACGGUGUUUGUUGCAAGUAUUAGGCACAGUUCAACAUUGAAAACUGUUUAUAAAAUAUAAGUUCAUUUUAUUAUCUUUAUA
Molecule: messenger RNA, 2472 nt
Organism: Megachile rotundata (alfalfa leafcutting bee)
Lineage: Eukaryota; Metazoa; Arthropoda; Insecta; Hymenoptera; Megachilidae
Cellular component (GO): extracellular region
Molecular function (GO): chitin binding
Source: RefSeq, a predicted model, not a curated record